AUGAAUCCUUUAUCUGCACUUCUCUGCAUUCUCCUCUUCUUUUGUCUUCUUUUCACAACAAAAACUUCAAUUGCAACACUUGUAACCUGUUCGUCCGAUCGUCCAAAACCACAAAAAUGCAAAACCAAAAACAAAACCGUUAUUUAUUAUGGCCCAUCCCCCACCUUAGUACCCGACGAUUUGCACAGUUCGAGGCGUGUGUUGCAGGAUGGCGAUAUUCAACGUACCCUGGAUCGUUGUUUUAGUGUGAUACAGGAAUCGAGCAAGGUGUGGAGUGGUGCUACGGCAUCCGCCUUGGCCCAGAAGAAACCAUUGUCGGAAAAUAAUUCCCUACAACUUGCCGUAACGGGAUAUUUGAGUCGUUUCCUUAAACCUUCGGUAUAUGAGAAAAUAAAGAAACGCCAGACACGCUUGGAUCAUAAUCUCUUCGAUGUCAUCUGGCCGGCACUGAGGAAGACUUCGAAAGAACGACAUUUGGAGGAGGAUAUUAAUUGUGGUAUAAUAGCACCUGACUUCGAUGUCUAUGUGGUGUAUCAGGAAUUUUUGGUGCCAUUGAUUAAGGAUAUGCACUGCAUGUCUGUCACCUCCGAUUUUAAGCCACAUCCUCGCAUUGCCUAUUUCCCAAUGCAGAAUGGUGAACGUCUGAACACAGCCUAUUUUGUAUUUGAAGAUGAUUCCAAUUUGGUGGUCCGUUGUCUGGUUGAAUGUUCUAGAAAUUUAGAUACCUUUGAGCUACCACUGAACUUGACCAUUGGGCAAAUUGAACAGGCGGAACGUCUGAUGAUGGCUAAAAUAUUUACCAAUGAAUUUAUAGAGGCCAUUGAUGAAGAGGAACCGGGUAGUUAUUAUACCCUAACAGAAGUCCUUGAAGAUAAUUCCGAGGUUUACGAUAUGCUCAACUCACAUGGACUUCUCAUACCUUUGCUCGAUCAAAAAGAUGAAGUUCAGCAAGCGGAAUCGAUUGCCUUUAAUGGCUCCUUGUGGCCAUAUGGUCGUGGUGUCUAUGUCAGUGCCUCCAACAAUAUGGCCUUGUGGUUAAAUUGCCAAGAACAUUUACGCAUAAUAUCCACCACCACAUCCAAAGAUGCUGCUGAUAUUGGUUCAGUCUAUACCCGAGUUGGACGAUGUAUAUCAUUUCUCGAGCAGCAAUUGCACUUCAAAGAAAGCUAUCUACUUGGCUAUUUACAAUCUCGACCAUCCUAUUUGGGUACCGGCCUAAAAAUGACCACAAUUGUCCGUUUGCCAAAUCUCAUGAAAGAAAUGGACAAUUUACGUCAUCUAUGCUCCGUACGAGGGCUGGCCCUCACCACCAAUCGUCAAUCGAAAUUGAGUGUACGCCUGAUAAAUAUGCAGUCUAUGGGUUCCGUGGAACACAUACUCUUCCAGGAUUUUUGUACGGCUGUAACGAACAUCCUGUCGCUGGAAAAGGAUAUGUCGCUGACAAAUUCCAAACACAUUGCCUCAAUGUUGGUGAAAAUAUUUCGUCGUAAGAAAAAUAGUUUAGCUGAUCGCCACUAA
Molecule: messenger RNA, 1518 nt
Organism: Musca vetustissima
Lineage: Eukaryota; Metazoa; Arthropoda; Insecta; Diptera; Muscidae
Product: arginine kinase
Exons: 1
Coding region: 1-1518 (505 amino acids)
Biological process (GO): phosphocreatine biosynthetic process
Molecular function (GO): creatine kinase activity
Source: RefSeq, a predicted model, not a curated record